Messenger RNA from Trichoderma asperellum CBS 433.97, 600 nucleotides. NCBI's taxonomy places the organism in Eukaryota, Fungi, Ascomycota, Sordariomycetes, Hypocreales, Hypocreaceae. The record is from RefSeq and is a predicted model, not a curated record.
UGCCUCGUCCAUUUCGCCUUUGAAUCGUCUCCGCCAAAGCGGGCGUCACCCCCGGCAGCAUCACGGCGCAGACUUCCCUUUUCUAUGCCUGACGCCGUUCAUGACAGGCCACCUCACUGCUAGCACUCGUGCGAAGAAAUAAGAAUCAUUAUGCACAAUUGCUGUAGCUCUGCUCUUGCGGAGCGUGCGGUAUUCCGUACACAUGGACAAAUACCGAGCACGCGGCGGCAUUCGCCAAAUCUCGUCAUCUCAAGCUGUGGAUGCGUGCAUAUACCGGUUGGUGCUGACGGCAGAUCUGCUCGGUACUAUAUAUCUUGGUGCGAACAGUGUACAAGUACAUAUCUAUGUAUAGCAGAGCUGUCAUGCUACUGGUUACCCAGGCAGUUGAAUCUGGGUCUAUCUGAAUUCAUCAGCUCGUACGUCCACUCGCCGUUCCAUUCUUUCGUCCUCACCCCCCCGGAGCCUGUAUCUGACUGGCAGCACAUAUAGUAUAGACAGGCCAGGGUAUCGAUUGGCAGGCCCCCCCCUAUGGAAAGAAUCGCGGCCUAUACUUGCAAAACCCAAGCGCUCGGUCCACGGGAGAGGAAUCCGAUAUCAAGG